AUGCCCCAUCUGCCCCAUGCCAAGACCGUCUCAACUCACUUCUUGGGGUCCCACUGCACGCACAGGGAGUUCAUUCGAUGUGGCAACAAUAAGCCGGCUGCCGCUCAAGUCGGAGUACCUGCUUCGAAGCAGGUUCGUGACGUUAGCCUCCUUGCGCCCAACACCGAUGCGAGCUUCCCCAGGUUCAGAACGUUGAUCCACCACAACGACCCCGUCACGCACUAG
Molecule: messenger RNA, 225 nt
Organism: Colletotrichum destructivum
Lineage: Eukaryota; Fungi; Ascomycota; Sordariomycetes; Glomerellales; Glomerellaceae
Exons: 2
Coding region: 1-225 (74 amino acids)
Source: RefSeq, a predicted model, not a curated record